Molecule: messenger RNA, 942 nt
Organism: Alternaria atra
Lineage: Eukaryota; Fungi; Ascomycota; Dothideomycetes; Pleosporales; Pleosporaceae
Exons: 1
Coding region: 1-942 (313 amino acids)
Source: RefSeq, a predicted model, not a curated record
AUGUCUAAAUCUAUUCUUGCGGUUUUUGGAGCCACGGGCAAUCAGGGAAACUCGACUGCUCAUUUUGUGCUCGACGAUCCCGAGCUCUCGCAGCGCUACACCGUUCGGGCUAUUUCACGAGAUCUCAGUAACCCAAAAAUGAAGGAUCUCGAGUUGAAAGGUGCAGAGCUUGUCCAAGCUGAUCUCAACGAGCCUUCUACUCUACAAGCAGCUGUCAAAGGCGUGGACUUCCUCUUUUUCCUUACAGCAACGCAAUUCGGAGGCAAUACACGCGAGAUCGAGAACAAGCAAGCAAAGGCUCUUUGUGAGAAUGCACUCGAAGCGGGUGUAAAGUACAUCGUUUACAGCUCUAUGAGUCAUCCAUACGAGAUAUCUGGUGGGAAACUGAAGAAUGUGGAGCACUUUGACGACAAAGCCGAGAUCGAACAAUACAUUCGCAGUCUGCCAGUGAAAUCUGCAUUCUUCGCCCCAGGUUCCUUUAUGCAGAACUUUCUCUCUCCCUUCAUGGCACCCCGACCCUCUCCAUCCAAUGACGGUUCCUUCAUUCUCGCCAACUGCGCGCGCGGCGAUACCGCAAUUCCAUUCCUCGACAUCACCGAUACCGGAAAAUGGAUUGGUGCCAUCCUCGCCGAUCCAGAAAAGUAUGAAGGCAAGUUUCUCGCUGCCGCCGAAAACCUUUAUACUCUGGAUGAAGCAUGUGCUAUCAUCGAAAAGGUCACCGGAGCAGUCGUGAAGCAGCAACAGCUGCCGGGUGAGCUAUUCAAACAAUUCUUGCCAGAGGGGUUGAGAGAUGCAUUGUAUGAGAUGUGGGUUCUACAGCGCGAUUAUGGAUAUUAUGGCAAAGCAAUGAAAGAGCAAGUGCAAUGGGCAAAGGAACAAGCCAGGGGAAAGCCUGUUGGAUUGGAAGAAUUCCUAAGGAAGAAUAACUUCACAUUGUUGUAG